AGGCGAACGACCUUGCCGCUGUGCUGCUGGAAAUUUCAUAGCCAGUCCUAUCGCGGCCGCGAAUCUCAGGGAUGACGCAUUCUGACGGUUCUACCAGCAAUUAACAAACGUUCUCGCUGGAACCUGUCUCUUUCUAGGUCUCUGUCUCCAUCUCAUAUUGCAACUGCCUAACAACCUCGCUCAUCGCCGACCUACGAUAACACCGCCUCUGAAACCCUCCUGACGCCCAGGCGUACCCGUGCGAGUUUGGAACACCUUGGCAGUGUGAUUAAUCACUCUGGCGUCAGGGUCUCACGCUCUUCAACCGUCAUGUGCAAUUCACCUUCGUCCAACAAAGCCGUCGGUAGCCCGCCCUCUGCGCCCACAAUCACUCCGAACACCAAGGCGCCAGCGAAUAUUCCUCCCAAGACGGACAAGCCUCGCCCGCACGUUUGCAGCACUUGCCAGCGCUCGUUCGCCCGAUUGGAACAUCUCAAGCGACACGAGCGCUCCCACACCAAGGAGAAACCCUUUGAGUGUCCCGAAUGCUCACGAUGCUUCGCCCGCAGCGAUCUGCUACUGCGCCACCGGCAGAAGCUGCACCAGACCUCGAUCCCCUCGUCACGUCCCCGAAAUCGUCGCGGUUCUGCCAGCGACGUCGCAUCCGGCCAGAGCCGAGCUCGCAAGAAUAGCGUCGCACGACCCAACCCAACCGCAUCCAAUGUACCGGCCACUUCUAUGAGGCCGCGGGCAAACACUAUCACCCAUGUUGACAGCAGCACGAUGCAGAUGAUGGCUGCUGCGAACUCCUCCGUCGUACGAGGCAUGUAUCCUAGCCGCACCCAUAGCCGACACUCGAGUCUGGCCGGUUCGCCCAUCCACAGCUUGGACCAUGAUUCUGGUGGCAUGUCAGCUGCCAUGGGACUCCGAGAUGUGCAGCACGGGCUGCCCAAGCUGGAAACGCACACCUUGGGCGGCCUGGAGUUCAGUAACGACCUCCGGACAGCGCCGCCAAUGGCCGCCUUCAACACUGAAUUCGACCUCGAGGGCUUCCUUUUCGGACCGAGCUCGACGACAAACCCCAAUGCCCUCCAUAACAAUGAUUUACCGCAAUCGAUGGUCUUGGAACAGGCCUCAUCGUUUGCGCCGUCCUGUAAUGAGAUACCAUUGAGCCAAACCCUCGACGAGGAUUUUGACUGUUUUACUGGAUGGGACUAG
Fusarium oxysporum Fo47 is the source of this 1197-nucleotide messenger RNA. Its product is annotated as C2H2-type zinc finger protein. The transcript is spliced from 2 exons. Bases 310 to 1197 code for a protein of 295 amino acids. Gene Ontology annotation, cellular component: chromatin. The record is from RefSeq and is a predicted model, not a curated record. Gene Ontology annotation, molecular function: RNA polymerase II cis-regulatory region sequence-specific DNA binding; DNA-binding transcription factor activity, RNA polymerase II-specific. Gene Ontology annotation, biological process: regulation of transcription by RNA polymerase II. NCBI's taxonomy places the organism in Eukaryota, Fungi, Ascomycota, Sordariomycetes, Hypocreales, Nectriaceae.